This is a messenger RNA of Plutella xylostella (diamondback moth), 3321 nucleotides long. RefSeq names its product polypeptide N-acetylgalactosaminyltransferase 1. Gene Ontology annotation, biological process: protein O-linked glycosylation. Lineage: Eukaryota; Metazoa; Arthropoda; Insecta; Lepidoptera; Plutellidae. Gene Ontology annotation, molecular function: polypeptide N-acetylgalactosaminyltransferase activity. Gene Ontology annotation, cellular component: Golgi apparatus. The record is from RefSeq and is a predicted model, not a curated record.
UCCGGUUUAGAAAAAAAAACAUAAACAAAAAAAGCGGCCGGCUGACGAAAACAAAACAAUUUUUCCUCAAAAUCAAAUCAAAUGUGCCGAAGAAACCUGAUUCCGUGAAUGAAGUGGCACAAUCUAAGAUGAUAUCCAAGAAGAAAUGUGCUCACACUCUGAAAGCAGCGACUAUAGUGCUCAUGAUAGUGACGUUUCUAAGUUUUUUGGAGAACAAAUUCGGUGGAAAGCGAGUGGCGGUGGCGAUUCCUUCCACUUUGACUGAGGAGGAGACGUUUGAAGAGCUAAUCAGGCGUGAUGAGGAGCGGCUGGUGCCGGGCCUGGGCGCGGGCGGCGAGCCAGCCGAGCUCGGCGGAAGGGACAAGCAGUAUGGGGAGGCUUCUGAGAAGAAAUAUGCGAUGAACGUGUUCCUGAGCAAUAAGAUCCCGUAUAACAGGACUUUAAACGAUCACCGCAACCCGGCAUGUCAGCGAGUGGUCUACGACGCCGAGCUGCCGUCGGUGUCGGUGAUUGUGGUCUUCCACAAUGAACCAUACUCCGUGGUGGUCCGCACGCUGUGGAGCAUCCUCACCACCACGCGCCGGAGCAACCCCUGGUUCAAGCAGGCCAACUACAUUAAUAGUAAGACGGGGAAGCCAAUGACGCUGGGCUACCCAGGCCAGAGUCCGGACUCGGAGUUUGUCUACCUGAAGGAGAUCAUCCUGGUGGAUGACAACUCCACGCUGGCGGAGCUGAAGGGCAAGCUGAGCCACUACAUCCGCACGCGCCUGCCGCCCGGCAUCGUCAAGGUGCUGCGCCUGCCAGAGCGCAUUGGCCUAACCCGUGCCCGAACCGCCGGCGCGCGCCACGCCACCAGUGACGUGCUAGUGUUUCUGGACGCACACUGCGAGGGCGUCACCGAUUGGCUGAGGCCCAUGCUGCAGCGGCUCAAGGACAAGCCUGCCACGGCGCUCACGCCAAUCAUAGACGUCAUAGAUCAGAAGACCUUCGCUAUACACUCGAACUAUCGGUUUGAUGAAGUGGGCGGGUUCGACUUCCAGGGCAACUUCAACUGGAUCCCGGUGUCGGAGCGCGAGAAGAAACGGCGCGGCUCCGACAUCGCGCCCACCUGGUCCCCGACAAUGGCGGGCGGCCUGUUCGCGAUGCUCCGCGCGUACUUCUGGCAGCUGGGCGGCUACGAUGAGCAGAUGCAGGGCUGGGGCGGCGAGAACCUGGAGCUGAGCUUCCGCGUGUGGAUGUGUGGGGGCACGCUGGAGACGCUGCCGUGCUCGCGCGUGGGGCACGUGUUCCGCGCCUUCCACCCGUACGGCCUGCCCGCCGCCGCCGACACGCACGGGGUUAACAGCGCGCGCAUGGCGGAGGUGUGGAUGGACGACUACAAAGAGCUGCUGUACCUGUACCGGUACGACCUCAGGAACAACCCAGUAAUAGGCGACGUGACCCACCGGAAGGUGCUCCGUGAGAAGCUGCAGUGUAAGUCCUUCCAGUGGUACCUGGACACGGUGUACCCGGACAAGUUCGUGCCGGUCCGGAACGUCAUCGCGUUCGGCAGACUGCGCAACCCUAUAUCCAACCACUGCGUGGACACGAUGGGGCGCGACGCGGGCGCGGCGGCCGGCCUGUACCACUGCCACGGCGCCGUGCAACACCCGCAGGCCUGGAGCCUCACCGAGCGCGGCGAGCUGAGGAACGAGCAACACUGCCUGCUGCCGCUGCUGAGUUCUAAGUCGAAAAGGCCGCCCGUCGUGAUGGCGCGGUGCCGCAGCUCCGGCGGUGAAGUUCCUAAACAGUUCCGCUGGCAAGUGCUGCCCACCAACGAGGUGCAACACUCGGCCACCCGCCUGUGUCUGGACGCCACACACCACGCGCAGGGGGCCCUGCUGCUGGCGCCAUGUAUUGGUGGGGGGGUGACGGAGUUCCACUUCGAUGUGAGGCAGGGGGAGGAACUUAAAGGGAAGCUGUUCCAGUCGCCGGAUCAGCUCGCAGCCAUCGAGAGGAUCAGGGGCCGGCAUCGGUCAAUCCGCUCUCUGCUAUCGACCGAGAACAAAACCUCCGAAGAACAAAACGAACCGGACAGUCUAGAAGACACGAGGAGGAAAGCAGCAGUUAGGACGCAGAAGAAGAAGAAGAAGCCUGCAGCUCGCCAGCAGAAGAGUAGCAAGAGAACUAAGACAAAGAACAAGUUCCUGAUGACAGUGGUCCGCAGCAACUCGACCCACGCCACUCACCUGGAGCUGACGGCGUCCUGCAGCCAUCGCCGCCUUCUCCCUAAUGACAGUCUCGUGAGGGAUAUCGUGGCGGCUCUCAAUGCUAAGGACAUCAAGGUGAUAAACAACGGUCGUCUGUUCGAGAAGGGCUCAAUAUCGGACCUGCCGCGCGACGUGGACCCCCUCACCCUGAGGAAGAGGAAGCGAGCGGGGCGGGAGGGGAAGGGGAGGGGCAAGGUAAAGACGGAGUCUUUGGUCCAGCGCAUGUAUCCGGAAGCCACCACCACUAGGAUACACAAAAAGCGCCCGCGUCACAAGCGAAUCAAUAAGAUAAAAACUGAAGGCAAAGGUGAUGAUGAUGUCGGCAAAACCAAAACAAGAUAUAGCGUCAUAUCCGUACGCAAAGAAAAGCGCCCAGAAUCAACAGGAGUCGACGCAAAACGCACUAAAAACAGCAAAACUAAGAAACCUAAAGGCAAGAGAGGGAAAGCCAAGGAGAAAGUGACGCCGACACCUGCGCACAGCGAGCAGAAUGUCAGUGAGAUGGAUCAGUGGUCCUCCGAGACCGGCGACACACGGCGACGCGGCGCGACCGCCGGCGACUUGACUCAAGAUGAUAAUACUGCCCCCGAGCCCCCGGUGUCGCUGAAGCUGAAGAGCAACAUCACGCUGAACCUCCCCCCCGCCCCCCGCGCCCGCGACGUCUUCAGCUCGAUCCUGAGCGCGCUGACCUCCGACACAGCGACUCUGUCGCCGGCGCUGGACGAGUCCGACAGCGGAGACGCGAGUGAGCCCGCGCGCUGACCGGAGUACGGAGCUGGUCAUCGUAGGUCGCCUUGAAAAUGCCGUCCUCAUACGUUCAACCAAUGAAAACAUAUUGUUAAAAUUACAAGUGCUCAAAUUAUUAGGGACCAGAUUAAUUUAGAUAGAAUAUAAUAUUAUUCAGUAUAUUGACUGCUAUAAGAUAAGACAAGUAUAAUAAGAAAUUUAUAGUUGCAUUUAUUAAACCGAGUGCCAAAUAUGUAGCAUUUUAUAGCAUUUACUGUGACGACGCUUCAUCACCUGAUAAUUUUUAGGUGUGAAUCCAAAUAAUUUACAAAAUCUAUUUUCUAAA